ACGUACAUACACACAUGUACAUGCACACACACACAGACCCAUGUACACAAACACAGACACAUGUACACACACACAUGCAUGUACAUACACACAGACACAUGUAUAGAUACAUACAUGUACAUGUACACACACACACGCACACCCCCUAUAAAAAGUUGCAGUACUUCAUUGUUCACUCACAGAUCCGGGUACUGAACUCUAGGGGGAGGCAGAGAGCACAGCACACACUCUUUCCUUUGCUUUCACUGCGCUCAGCUAUUUAGCAGUCUGACGGCUCCCAGUGCUGAUGACAGUUCCGGCCUGAGCUCUGAGCCUGCUCAGCAAGACGGCCCUGGGGGACACACUCACCCCCACCAUAAUUUUCACUCACCAUUGGCGAGCAGGCGAGUGGAAAUUUCAAGGCCUAGUUUA
Messenger RNA from Staurois parvus, 411 nucleotides. The record is from the annotation of a GenBank genome assembly. NCBI's taxonomy places the organism in Eukaryota, Metazoa, Chordata, Amphibia, Anura, Ranidae.